AUAAAAUAGAAUUCGACCUCAUUGGUUUGUUUAUACUUGAGUGUUAGUAAGGUUACCAUUUAAUGUUUGGGUUGUAGAACUAAAUAAUAUGAAUUUCAUUAGCUGUAUUCGUUUAAUUAUCAAACCUCAUAUAUUCUAUGAGACAAUUUCGUUUAGAUAUUCAUUAUUGGAUAACUUUUGAUUUAACAUUAAUAUGAGGAUCAGAUCCACCAAAACUGUAACGGUUGUUAUAAUUUUAUUAAACAUCGUGGCAUUUUAUUUUUUAUGUGAUUUAUUAGGUCAGAAUAAAGGUCCUAAUAUUGAAAAUCGAAAUAAUUUUGUGGCUGAAGAGCCUGUUAGUGAACACAGUCUAAAAAGCAUUGAUGAUAUAAUUCAACAUUCAAUCACUAUUAUUUUCAGAGAAUUUGAGUACUUUGAAAAUGAUGUUCCAAAUACCAUAAGAUCAAUAACAUCAACAUACCCAAAUAUUAAUAUCUUAGUGGUGUCAAAUGGCCCUCCUUACCCUCCUCUAUUUUUCAAUUCUUCAAAUCACUUGUUCCAUAAUGUAAAGCAAGUAUAUUUACAAUUAAGUCUAAAUAAUUCAUUCAAAGCCCGGACUCCGCUUUAUCAAAUUAACACUAGUUAUGUUUUAUUCAUGCCUGAUUCUGCACGAAUUCAUACUAAGAAAACAAUAGAAAAAAUGUUUAAAAUAAUUCAUUAUCAGGACAGGUCAGUAGUUGCUGCAACAUUUAAGGCAUCAAAACCAGUAAUCUGUUUAAAUACACAUAUCAAUUUAAGAGAGUGGGUUAUUCAGUUUGAAGAUUCUAGUGAUCAUUCAUGUGAAUUUGUCAAAGGGAAGCAUGCUAUGCUUUUUAAAACUGAUAUUCUUAAAGAGUUGACUGAUUCAUUCAUGCUUCCAUUCCCUGAUGCAUUUUACAUUCAAGCUGCUGCAAAAGGAGUGAAGACUUAUCUCAUGCACGAGUUUCCUUUUGGAAAUGGAAAAGAACUUUAUAGAAAUCCUCAUAAUCAGUGGAAAGCUCAGCAAUUAGAAAAGGAUAGAACACAUCAUAUGUUUCGGAGUCUGGGAUUGAAGAAAGUUAUUAGAGAGAGUGGACUUGUAGAAUGGUAUGGUUGUCGAAGAGAUACUCCUCGAUGCUUUGGUACAGUAGUUGAUGAUACUCCUCAAUAUCUUUGGGAAGGCAAAUGGACCCCUCCAUGCUGCCUGGCUGGCUUAAGGAGAACAGCUAGACAUGUAUUUCAACAAUUAGAACAAUGUCAGGCACGAUAUUGGUUAGAAGGUGGCAGCCUGCUUGGGGCUAUCAGAAAUGGAGAUAUUCUGUCAUGGGAUUAUGAUGUAGAUAUUGGUAUAUAUAAAGAAGACAUAAACCGAUGUACUUGGCUUUUAAGGGCUAAAACAAAAACUACUACUGAUGAGCAAGGUUUCAUUUGGGAAAAGGCUAUAGAAGGUGAUUUUUUUAGAGUUCAUUUUAGCCAUAUAAAUCACCUUCAUGUUGAUAUAUUUCCUUUUUAUUCAAGAAAUGGAACCAUGACAAAAGACACUUGGUUCAAGUCCCAUAGGCAAGAUAUGGAGUUUCCCGAGUAUUAUCUAAAGCCAUUGUCAAGCAUUGAUUUUGUUGGUAGAUCUGUUUCUGCCCCAAAUAAUAUUCAUGAUUUCUUAGAACUAAAGUUCGGGGAAGGAGCUAUUGAAAAUCCUGUUUUUCCUAAUCCACAGAAAAUGGCUGGAUUGGGCUACAAAAUUGUACCUGAUAAGAACUGAAGUUCUCUACACAUAUAUGUAUGAGGAAUAAUAAUCUACCAUUGUAAUUAUCUGUCUAUCUACCUCAUAAAAUCCAAUAUUGUACUACUAUUAUUAUUAAUUAAAGACAAUAUGUUUCUUACAAGCAAAGUUAA
Nezara viridula (southern green stink bug) is the source of this 1890-nucleotide messenger RNA. NCBI's taxonomy places the organism in Eukaryota, Metazoa, Arthropoda, Insecta, Hemiptera, Pentatomidae. The record is from the annotation of a GenBank genome assembly.